CGUGCGAACGCCAUGACCGCGGAGGAACUGGAAGAAACGUUGCGUCAACGACGCGAGGCUUGGUGCCGAUGGGACGCUACCAUGGCAGCAGAAGAAUGGGAAGAGGCGCUGCGACGGACACGCGAGGCUCGGCUUCAGAAGAAGCAUAUUCGACGACCGCUACAAUGCUGCCGGGAGAGAACACGUGUGUGAUGAAUGCGGUGCCGUCUGCCAGCGCGGGGCGUCCUUCCGAGUCCUUGUGUUCUACGACUACGGAUGGCGCAUCGGCGUCUGCUCCUGCUCGGCGACGGGGGCGUCCUCGUAAGACUGAAGCCGAGAAGGCGGAGACGAAGGCUAGGUAUGCAGAGGCCAUGCGGCAGAAGCGGGCCGAAGAUCCGGAGUACCGUGCGAGACUGGCGGAUCCGGAAUAUCGCGCGAGGCAGGCCGAGGCCAAGCGUCGAAAGCGGGCCAGUGAUCCAGAGUACCGUGCGAGAGAGGUAGAAGCUAAGCGGCAGAGGCGGGCCAAGGAUCCGAAGUAUCGUGCGAGAGAUGCGGAGGCCAAGCGGCGGAAGCGGGCCGAAGAUCCGGAGUAUCGUGCGAGAGAGGCAGAGGCGAAGCGGCAGAAACGGCAGAAGCUGGCCGAGCUCGAUCCGGAGUAUCGUGCGAGAGAGGCCGAAGCCAAGCGAGCGAGACGGCGAGCCGAGGCGCAGCAACGAACGCGGGAUAGACUCAGUCAGCAUUCCCAGGCCUUGCAGAGCCAGGUGCCAACUGUUGCAGCUCCAUCUAGCGAUGGUUCCUCUUACACCCUGCCCCAGGUUCAGAAGUGCCAGUGCUGCUGCCAUCCUGUGAUGAGCUCAAAGGCAGUACAGACUGCAUUGCCUCAAUUCACGAUCAGCACGCAGAGAUCAAGCAAUCCAUUGCAAUUUUCCCAGGCCCACUUGUGCCGUUGUUGCUGCCAUUAUUCGAUGAGCUCAACAGCUAUGCAGACAGCGCUGGAUCUCAAGCAGCUUGCCACAAGCAGUUCCCAUUCGCAAACCACCGAGAGCUGCCUGCUGGUUUCUAGAAGGAACGCUGGCGUGCAGGUUCACCUCGAUGCAUACAUCUGCCUCUCAGUGGCAUCACAGACCACGUUCUGUUGAGCAGUCCGGUGCAGAACCUGAGGUGCUGAACUGUGCCUUAUUUCCCCUCCGCUGCCUGUCAAGUUGCGACCCCCUCAGUUCCUCAUUCCAAGCAGAUGGAGCUGGACGAAGAAGAAGUGCCAGCCGCUGAAUGUGACGGGAUCCAGUGGGAAUCCUCUGAUAUAAGAUUUCAUCUAAGCUGGCAAGAUCUAGCUGCGGCAUCGUUCACCUUGGUCCUUGGGAGGGAACCAAAGGCUUGGCCACUAAAGCGAGCAGUGCACUUGAUCCACACAACCCUGAAUGCUGAGAAUUGGCAUUCAUUUGCAUUGAGCGGCUGCAGCAAGCAAGGUCUUAGCAUCAGAAGCCUUGUUGCCCCUGUACAUUGUUACGCCGGGGCUGGAGGUGAAGUGGCUGUUCUAUUCACACUCUCAGACCUGGUGUUCAUCAUCUGAAUGUGACGCGCAGUGUCCACAGUGUUCUACGCCUGCUUCGGUUGAACAUGCAUCUUGUCUGCUUUGAACAUGCCUGUCCUGGGACAAAAUAAGAUCGUUCUUGAAAAAUCACUCUA
Dermacentor albipictus is the source of this 1665-nucleotide messenger RNA. RefSeq lists its product as uncharacterized. The record is from RefSeq and is a predicted model, not a curated record. Lineage: Eukaryota; Metazoa; Arthropoda; Arachnida; Ixodida; Ixodidae.